This is a messenger RNA of Notothenia coriiceps (black rockcod), 4787 nucleotides long. RefSeq names its product transcriptional enhancer factor TEF-1-like. Gene Ontology annotation, molecular function: RNA polymerase II cis-regulatory region sequence-specific DNA binding; DNA-binding transcription factor activity, RNA polymerase II-specific. The record is from RefSeq and is a predicted model, not a curated record. Lineage: Eukaryota; Metazoa; Chordata; Actinopteri; Perciformes; Nototheniidae. Bases 1 to 972 code for a protein of 323 amino acids. Gene Ontology annotation, cellular component: transcription regulator complex. Gene Ontology annotation, biological process: regulation of transcription by RNA polymerase II; embryonic organ development; hippo signaling. The transcript is spliced from 8 exons.
AUGUCAAUCACCACGCAGGACCAGAAUGCCAAGGAGAAAGCGCUGCAGAGCAUCUCCUCUAUGUCUUCGGCUCAGAUCGUCUCAGCCACCGCCAUACACAGCAAGCUCCUGCCUGGGAUCGUACGGGCCAGCUUCCCCAGCAACGCACAGCUGUGGCAGGGGAUGAUUCCUGGAGGACAAUCUAGCGCCGCCAUUGAAGAUAUUAAGCCAUUCUCUCAGCAAGCCUACUCUGUGCAGACAGCGGGGAUCACCACAAUCUCAGGCUACGAGCCUCCUGCUGCAGCCCAAACACACAGAGAGCCAGCGUGGCAUGGUCGCUCCAUCGGCACCACCAAACUGCGUCUGGUAGAGUUUUCAUCUUUCCUGGAGACACAGAGGGACCAGGAGGCAUAUAACAAGCACCUGUUUGUGAACAUCAGCCAGAACAACCCGAGUUACAGCGACCCCAUGCUGGAGUGUGUGGACAUCAGACAGAUCUACGACAAGUUCCCCGAGAAGAAAGGGGGCCUGAAAGAGCUGUUCGCCAAGGGCCCGCAAAACGCUUUCUACCUGAUCAAGUUCUGGGCGGACCUGAGUUCUAAUGUGCAGGACGACCCGGCAGCGUUCUAUGGAGUCACCAGCCAAUACGAGAGCUCGGAGAACAUGACCAUCACCUGCUCCACCAAGGUCUGCUCCUUCGGCAAGCAGGUGGUCGAGAAGGUUGAGACGGAGUACGCACGGUUUGAAAAUGGCCGCUUCAUUUACAGAAUCAGCCGCUCUCCGAUGUGUGAAUACAUGAUCAACUUCAUCCACAAGCUCAAACACCUUCCUGAGAAAUACAUGAUGAACAGCGUGCUGGAGAACUUUACUAUUCUGCUGGUUGUGAGCAACAGAGACACUCAGGAGACCUUGCUGUGUAUGGCGUGUGUAUUUGAGGUGUCUAACAGUGAGCACGGAGCUCAGCACCACAUCUAUCGACUCGUCAAGGACUAACACACACACACACUUAUCAAACACACACACUUAAGGCCUUUUGCUUGGUGAUUAAUGGUGACAUUGGAGGUAAAAUGUCAAAAAACUGAAUUCUACAAAAGUGUCUUUCAACCAAACUACUCGACCUAGUGAGAACGGAAGUGGCUUCAUUUUACUGCAAAACAUCACAAUAAUAAUUGGUUAUUUUUUGUAUUAUUAAAAUCAGCUAUAAAGCAGUUUGCUUCAGGAUCCUCCAUUUCAACACAACAAUAUUCACUCCAACCUCUAUAUCAGAUGGUAAUUAGCUGUAAAAAAAAAUACAUUGAUUAUUAAAAAAGCACAAUGAAUCACUUCAAAACGGGGUGGUUUCCCCAAAAACAUUCAGAAUCUGAUAUCACCGAGAGAUGUCUCCUCCUAAUUAGUUUCUUCCCUUUUUUUUCCCAAUACAUUUGUAUUUUGCUGUUCUGUAGAUGGAAAUGAAAGUGUUAUUUCUGUCAAGUGCUUUUGGGAAAUUCCACCCUGGGAAAAUCAAUUAAAUUCCCUCCUCCCUGUGACAAAAGAGUGUGUGUUAUCUGCCAAUAUACUGACGGACACUGAAGGUCAGACCCUGUGUAUCAUCGAUAACAAGAAAAUAAAAUAACUAUUGCAUUAUGCAUCACAUAGUAAACUAUAGAGUUGGUUUUGUACAUAUAUCCACUGCAAAUUGUGUGAGCUAGAUUCUUGCACAUAAAAGAGGUUUGUUCCCAAAGAAAAUAACAUUUUUAACUUUUUGUAUGUUUUCUUAAAAAAAAAACACAAAAAAAGAAUAGCUUCUGAACUUUGGGAAAUUGUUUAUUGAUAGUAGCAUAUAGACUAUAUUUUAAUUCCAGGAAAACUAUCUAAAAUGUAUGUUAAUAAGAAAGUAUAAAUGACAUUUAAUCAUUCAGGUACCUGUUUGUGCAACAAGCGACUCUUCAUUAAGAUUGAAGAAAAACAUGUUAAAGAUACAAUCCUUAAGCUUUCAGCCCUGGCUCUUUUGGCAGCUAUUGACAAAUAAUAAGAUCAUUUUAAUAUAUUGAAUGGUUAUUGUUAAAACAAAUGCAGACCAAACUGGGUCAGAUUUCUGUACAAUCUUAAGGAUCAUCAUUUUACAUUUUAAAUAGGUUGUGGUCAAUCAAUUGGGAAGCACUGUGACUCUUUAAAACUAUACAACGUCCUUCAUAAUGUUCAAGGGAAGAAACAUUCCAAACUGUUAAAAAUAACCUAUGCUUUUAAAAAAAAUCAGGUUUCACUUAGUUAAUUUAUCUUAGUUUAAUAAGCUUAGUUCAGUAUUCUUGCACCAGCUAACUUGAGCUGACAGAUGUGUUUAAACCUGAAAUGUUCUUACGUCUUACAGAUUUUAAUUGCCCUGACUGGAAGCCAUGGUGCAGUGCUUCAUUUUAGGAAAGUGGUUGAAGACACAGUUCCCUAAAUAAAAGUUAAACUUUGUUUUUUCAGGUAUUUAAUGAAUAUAAGACUUUACUAGUGUCCAAGAGUAGCCUCUGUUAAUUUUAGGGUCAAUUGACCAGUGUGUAAGGAUUUUCUACCAUAAAAGAUAGCUUUGCUAGCUAGCUAGCUAGCUAACAGCAAACAUUGUCACGUCCAAUGAGUGCAUAGCAAACUAUAAGCCAUGGCAUGGUUUUUCAUUUUGAGAGAAAGUGGGUGAAGACACAUUUCCCUUUAAUCAGUCCAGGACUUGUUUCUUCCAGUUUUAUGAUAGUAUGUCAGAAUUAAAGUCAUUUAUAAAUCAAAAACCAAAAACUGUUGAUUAAGUGUACUGUAGCAGGUGAUGAGAAGUGGUUUGUUUGUGUCAUGCCCAGCAGCAUGAAGUGCCUUUGGUUGGGAACAGCAGUAGACAUUUCUAAUCUGUUUCAUGAAAAUAAUCUGGUCAUAAAUGUGUGUAUAGAAAGGCAUUUGAGCUAAUAUAAAUGCAUAAUUACGUUUAUCAUGCUCCAGCUUUCAGCGUCUGAGGGCUAAAUAUCCAAAUUCCAUAUUUAAUGGCUGUUUCUUGUUGUAAUUUGUUCACAGUGAGCCUUUCUAAAGUAUGUUAAUUGUUCCCAAAUGUUAAUGAGACAUGUUCUUGUUUGCUUCUUUUAACGGCACUAUUUACAUGUAUUUGCAUUUGUGUAUUACAUGGUGGUUCAUGUUGAAACAGCUUGCAGAUUGUCUGGUGCCUCAUUUAUAAAAUACAAAUUGGACUUGUUACUACGAGAGAAUGCCAAUUCUAUUUUUAUCUUUAUAUCGCGGCUGUAAAGUUAUUUAAAAAAUCCUGAAGGGUUGGGAUUGGGGUUACGACAUACCGAAGAACCAUGUAUACAAGCAUGCUGUGUUCAACCAUGGAGAAUACAGUAUGCUGAUUAAAACUAUGUCAAGAAUCACAUGGUUCUGUUUCCUGUACUCACUAGGAUGCUUAGUGGUGUCUACAAUAUUUGAAGAAAAAAAAACCUUAAGUUUGACCAGUUUACUAGACCUGAAAAGAGCCAUCUUUGGUCAACAUUGGCUAACUGUUGGCAGUCUUAAAAGGACUCAUACCUGAGUCAGAUCUUACUGGUCUGGAACCAGUCUUCUACAUUUGUGCUGAAGAAUGUUAGGGUCUGUCAUCGUCCAAAACAGCUUUAUCUUGUCUCAAGAUUGCUGUGGGUGUCUUUUAGGGUUACACACACCUGUCCAACUAAAUGCAACCCUUUCAACUCACUGGUGAAUCAUUCUGUCAGGAAAACCCCUUUAAAAAAAACCUUUCCUUUAACUUUCCCAGAGCUUUGCCUCACUACAGUGGUUUGUUGUUUGCAGGCAGACUAUAGACCUUCACAGCAGAGUACUAACACGUAACACGUACAUGCUAACUUAACACACAGCCUCAGAGGGGCUUAUUUUGCAAUAACGACCCUCUGUUUGGUCAUUGUCUACCACCUGCUUACCAAAGACAGUCAUCAUGUGACAGAAAGUACAGAGGAAUAAGGGACUUAUGAAAGUCUAGUCUAGAGUAACUUACCACUAGCUUCCGCCAAAAAUAGUUUCAAAGAAAAGGACACUUAACAUACUUAGCUCAUGGGCUACACUGUAAAACAGAUGUUAGUAAAACAACAAAGAAAUGAAAAAAAAAUAGGAUUAAUGGACCUUUUGUUUUUUGAGCCUAGUUCAGAAAAGGGCAUUUUUGUAUUUAGAGACACUUUAAAUUUGAUUAAAUAUGGACACCUCUCUUCAUCUUGGUUAGCAAACGGAAUAAGUAAGGUCACAGGAAACUGAUUUAUUAAAAAGAAUAGUGCCCCCAAUCUCUGUUAACCCAAUUGUAUGGCUUUUCUGUUCAAUGUCCAAUCAUAUUAAGCAUCUACAGGAUGUGAAAGCACUAAUUACAUCAUAAAAAAGCAGUGUAUUUCUGAGUUUCUGAGUAAUAGUCAUAUGUGUUGGUAAUGUCGUCUCGUAUGUGCAAGUUGGAUAUUUAUCUUCUUUUCAAUGUGGCACAGAAAUCCUGUCUGUAAUUAAUUCCAAAAUGGCCUUGAAUCUUUUUCGCUCUGGUGCAUGUGCAGCACAUGUAUUUGCACUGAGGGUUUUUGAUAAGGUGCUUUAUAUAAAGGUGACCAUAACGUUUAUUACAGAUGUUGUGUAUAUCUUUGAUAUUCUAAUGUUUAUCCCAUUUUGCGAAGAAGACAGUACACAUCCAAAAGCUAGUAAUUUAUUUCUAUUGGUACUGCACAGGGUCUGAUCUUUGCUUUGUAACUUUUUUUCGCCGUCAUGGCUAAAAGUAUGUUAGAUAUUUUCUAGCUUUGUAGAGACUUUGUACGCAUAUGCUAUUCAGUUUAAUAAAUGGUCAGUUCCAA